Molecule: messenger RNA, 2625 nt
Organism: Macrosteles quadrilineatus (aster leafhopper)
Lineage: Eukaryota; Metazoa; Arthropoda; Insecta; Hemiptera; Cicadellidae
Exons: 3
Coding region: 1-2625 (874 amino acids)
Source: RefSeq, a predicted model, not a curated record
AUGUCAACCAACAACGACAUUGCAGGACCAAAACCUAACCUAGAAAUUAGAGAGUUAGAGAAGGCCUUCAAGAGUAGAAUGAAAACCUAUGUAAUUGACAAUACGCUUGCGAUAAAAGACCCUGCAAAGUUUCUUGAACUAUCGAGACCUCUAUUUUAUGAUAAGGUAGUCGAGCAAGUGCAAAAUAAUAAUGUAAAAAUAAACAUUGUACUUUUAACUGAGUUUAAGAAAACAUCCAAUAAUGAAGAGAUUGUUCAAGAAAUCAAUUUUAAAACUCAAAACGAUAUCACAUACUCAACCACGAAUAUAGAAGAACAAUUACAAACUAAAGAAAAGAAAAUCUUGACGGAAAUGGAGGAGUUCCAGACUAAAGGAUCAGUGGAGUCCAACAACAGUGAUCAAGUUAAAAUGUCAUACACAAAAAAGUACCAAAAACAUGAAGCUAUUAGCUUUUCAUAUUACAUUGUAAAUGAAAAUGACUAUACAAGACCAAUAACAUACUUUGGCGAAGAUGCAGCGCAAGUUUUUGUAAAAAGGCUGUUCAGUGAGUCUAAAAAAAUAAGCUAUCUAUAUUCAAAAGAAGCUGCUAAGCCAAUGGAACUUUCAGAAGAAGACCAUAUUACUAUAUUGACGGCAACUCAGUGUCAUAUUUGUGGAAAAGAGUUUACAGAAGAGAAGCCGAUGGUGAGAGACCAUGAUCACCUUACAGGAAAACUAAGAGGUCCAGCACACAACGCUUGUAAUUUAAAUUUUAGAAAACCUCAUUUCCUCCCCAUAUUUAUUCACAAUCUUUCUGGAUACGAUACUCACCUGUUUAUCAAAAUGUUUGGAUUGAACGAUGACACUAUUGAUGUUAUACCAAAUAACGAAGAAAAAUAUAUUUCUUAUACUGUUCAUGUAAAAGGAGGUAUUGAUUUGAGAUUUGUAGAUUCAGUUAAAUUCAUGUCAAGUAGCUUAGACAUACUCGUCAAGAACUUAUCUCCUCAACAUUUUAAGCAUACUUCGAAGUACUACUCGAGUGAACAGCUGCAGCUGUUGCAAAGAAAGGGUGUGUACCCUUAUGACUUUAUGGACUCCUUACAGAAAUUUGAAUACACAUCACUCCCACAAAAGAAAGACUUCUACAACAAACUAACCAUGACCAACAUUGAAGAUGAAGACUACGAGCAUGCAAGUAAAGUUUGGAACGAAUUUAAUAUACAAAGCAUGAGAGCAUAUACUUUACUAUACAACCAGUCUGAUGUAUUGCAAUUAGCAGACGUCAUGGAGAACUUUCGAAACAUUUGUAUGGAGACUUACCAGCUUGACCCAGCAUGGUACUACACAGCACCAGGACUAGCUUGGAGUGCGAUGCUCAAAACAACCAAGAUUGAACUUGAACUUUUAUCAGACUACAAUAUGGUUCUAAUGAUUGGAAACGGGAUACGAGGAGGAUUAUCACAAUGUUCGAACCGGUACGCCGCUGCCAAUAACAAAUACAUGAAGGAAAAUUAUAAUGAAAAUUUACCCACGUCAUAUCUUACAUAUCUUGACGCCAAUAACUUGUAUGGAUGGGCUAUGAGCCAACAUAUGCCUUACUCUGAUUUCAAGUGGGUUGAAGAUGUUCACAACAUUGAUAUCUUAUCAGUUCCAGAUGAUGGAAAUACGGGAUACAUAUUGGAAGUAGAUUUAGAGUAUCCCCAAGAAUUGCACGACCUACAUUCCGAUCUUCCUUUAGCACCUGAAAGACAAAUACCACCCGGAUCUAAACAAGAGAAACUUCUGGCUACAUUGUUUGACAAAAAGAGAUAUGUUCUACACUAUCGGAAUUUAAAGCAAUACAUCUCUCUCGGUUUGAAAUUAAAGAAAAUUCACAAAGCAAUCAGUUUCACUCAGAGCAACUGGCUUAAACCUUACAUCGAUCUGAAUACUAGCAUGAGAACUAAGGCCACAAACAAUUUUGAAAAGGAUUUCUUCAAGCUUAUGAAUAAUGCCGUGUUUGGCAAAACCAUGGAAAACAUUCGGAAUCGUGUGAACAUCCGGUUGGCAACGAAGGAAAAACAAGUAGACAAGUGGUUGGCUCAACCAAACUUCAAGAGGAGGACAAUUUUUACGGAUCAACUUGCGGCAGUACACAUGGGUAAAACAAAACUGUUAUUUAACAAACCUAUUUAUUUGGGUAUGAGUAUCUUAGAUAUAUCAAAGACGCUAAUGUACGAUUUCCACUACAAUGUAAUAAAAACUCGAUACAAGGACAAAGCUCAAUUACAAUAUACUGAUACAGACAGUCUGACCUAUCACAUACAAACCGAAGAUUUCUAUGAUGAUAUGAAGGAGAUGAUAGAUUACUUUGACACAAGCGAUUAUCCACCGAAUCACCCCUGCUUCAGCACCGCAAACAAGAAGGUGAUUGGAAAAUUCAAAGAUGAACUCAAAGGAAAAAUCAUGUAUGAACACGCAGGGUUACGAUCAAAGAUGUAUGCAAGCAGAUCUGAAGAUGAACAUCUCAUAAAAAAAUGUAAAGCUCAUGAUAAUAAAAGAUACAUCUUAUCCAAUGGGAUAAGUUCCUUACCAUGGGGACACUCAAAAAUUCCACAAGAAGAAUUCGUCGAGAUGGAAGAAGAACACUCGCUUUCGACAGACUAA